ACUCUUCAGCAUGCUCACUGACCCAUGGCACACACACAAUAGCUGCUCUGUCUUCAAUCCUAAACACCACAGCAAGAGACCAUGUUGAUGCUGGUUUUUCCAAAUUAUGAUACAAAUCCGAGAAUCUCCAUCCACCGGAGUCCACGGUACGGACAUGGAUUUUAGACCACGCAGCUUCCUAGAUGAGAUUUCAAGGAAACGUCAUAAAUUGCACAAUCUGCGGUGUCAGCGUGAAGCGCUGGGCAGCCACAAUACCCGUGCCAUGUUACUUUUAUUGGGUCACCGCGACGGUGUUUGGAGUUCCUCAACUUAAACAGGCUGCUGCUAUGGUGAGGUGUGUCAGCGAUGACUGACGUGGAGGAAGCGACGUUUGAAGACUUCAUCGCUUCACGGCGAACAGGACGCAGGAACGCCAUCCUCCACAUCCCAGAAACCCCCGGGGCACAGGGACCCAGCGACCCGUCACAGGGGCUGGCUGAACUCAGCAUCAGCAAAUCAGGGGAUGAAGGGGAGGAGAGCAAAGAGAGCCAGGAAUCAUCUGCCAAGGGAGAGCAGAAGGAGGAGGAGAGCUGACCGUUUAAUAGAAGAGAUGUGUGGCCUCUAGCUCUCUGGACCUUCAUUCUUAACACCAGGCCAGCCAUUGGCCACCACAGACACUGUACCCGCCCAUAGCUGCUCUCUCAGCCUGUAGCGCGAGCCCCCAAAGGCUUCUGACCCACCAUUGGCCCAGCAACAGGAACUGUCAGGGGUUACCUUGGCUACCACAGCAUAUGCUGCCCUCAAUGCUGGGACAUGUCUCAACAGAGUUGCGUCUCCUCACCCUCUUUACUUCUUGAAUUGCUAAAAGAUGAAUUCUGAUGUUGAACGAUAGCAACAGGGUGAGAGUACUUGACGUUCAUUCACUUAGCUGGGGUCAGUAGAGACAGGAUGCAAAUAAGCCAUUUAAGAAUGUUGGGG
Messenger RNA from Hypomesus transpacificus, 957 nucleotides. It is a transcript of the gene pkia, whose product is annotated as cAMP-dependent protein kinase inhibitor alpha. Gene Ontology annotation, cellular component: nucleus; cytoplasm. The coding region runs from base 346 to 573 and encodes 75 amino acids. NCBI's taxonomy places the organism in Eukaryota, Metazoa, Chordata, Actinopteri, Osmeriformes, Osmeridae. The transcript has 3 exons. Gene Ontology annotation, biological process: negative regulation of cAMP-dependent protein kinase activity. The record is from RefSeq and is a predicted model, not a curated record. Gene Ontology annotation, molecular function: cAMP-dependent protein kinase inhibitor activity.